Molecule: messenger RNA, 668 nt
Organism: Anopheles cruzii
Lineage: Eukaryota; Metazoa; Arthropoda; Insecta; Diptera; Culicidae
Gene: Svip
Product: small VCP/p97-interacting protein
Exons: 3
Coding region: 274-519 (81 amino acids)
Biological process (GO): negative regulation of retrograde protein transport, ER to cytosol; positive regulation of autophagy; negative regulation of VCP-NPL4-UFD1 AAA ATPase complex assembly
Cellular component (GO): endoplasmic reticulum membrane
Source: RefSeq, a predicted model, not a curated record
UGCGCAGGGCUGCUCCUCGGUGCUUAUCGUGCAAUUUUGAGGUGAUUUAAAAAAUAGGGAAUUCUGCGAUUUCUAAGAAAAUAUACUCAAUUUCAAUUGUUAAGAAGCUGAAAUCGGUAAAAAGUUGUUAUUUUUACAUAAUGGCGAGGCUCCAAAGUCACCUGAUAGUUUGUUAUGUUAACGCAUGCAGCACACGAAACCCCACAAAUGCGUUGAGUUGUUGAUCCCAGUUGAGUUGCUUGGUUUUGGAAUUUCGGUCCAGAUCUUUUAGCCAUGGGCUUGUGUUCGUCCUGUUGCAGAGGUUCUAGCGAAGAAGAGUUGAUCACUCCGGAUGCGGAAAUACGGCGGCAGCAACAGCGCGAGGCCGCGGAGAGACGACGAAUCGACCAGGAAUCUCGCGGAAUCAAGGAUCUGGAUAAAGUUAGACGACAACAGCAAAGGGCACAGGAACAGGAUCGGCGGGAGCAGGAAGCUUCCCGGAUGGGAGGGCAACCCACGUUAAAAUGGCAACAAGAUUGAGACCGGACGAAUACCCGCCGUGACCCGUAACCAUGUUCGUGUGCAUCGAAAGAACCAAUUUUCACCCUCGGAAGCGUUUAUUUUUGUUAAUUAUGUUUUAUGUUUGAGUAAUAAAGUAACAUUGAAUGUUUUGCGCUGUUGCAAACGCG